AUGGCAACACUAACAGGCGCCCAAGUGUCGAGAUCAGACCUCAACGGAUCACCACAAUCAUCACGCGCUUCUUCACCAGAUCUCGAAACACUGGAGCGGCUAGGCGCAAACUUGCAAUUCGAGAUAGUCGACAAAUCACCUCAAAUCUUGGAAACAAUCGAAAAUCCGGAAGACGAGGAGGAGGAAGUCGAGUUCCAGCUGUUUGCGCCCACGAAACCCUCCACCGAUGCAUCGGCCCCGGCUCCCGUUCCUCAAAAGAUUCGCAUUCGAACACCGUCGGAAGAGAUUAGAGAACCUGGAAUUAUCGGUACUGGACGUCCAUCGAGCUACUAUCAUACUGGGGGGGUUGAUCCGAUACGCGCCAAAGAAUAUGAGAUUGCAGCCGUGACUGGUGCAGACGUGAUAGCCAUGUCAAAGCAACCAUGUCCUGGAUGUGCAUAUCCUUGGAAGGUUGUCAAUAUCCCUGCGUCACAAGCAAAGGCAGCUCUCGCAGCCGAAGCAUCACAAAAUCCGGUAGCCGAAGCCUUCCUUCCUGACGUACCAAAGAAACGCACACGCAUGGGCAAGAAGGAUAGAACAAAAAAGAGAGCAAAGAUGGCAGCUCUCAAGGCCAAAAAGGAGGAGGAAAGCAAGUCAAAGGAAGAGAAGGAGAGACUGGAUCGCGAGAAGAGGGCCAGAAGAAACAGAGAGAAGAAGUUCAAGAAGAGAGCAAGGGACAAGGCCAAGAAAGUUGCUGGCAAAGAAGGAGAUGACGCUGGUGCAGAUGACGACUCUGAUGACGAGAGUGAUGUAGAUGUCGAGAUGGCUUCAUGA
Molecule: messenger RNA, 813 nt
Organism: Aureobasidium subglaciale EXF-2481
Lineage: Eukaryota; Fungi; Ascomycota; Dothideomycetes; Dothideales; Saccotheciaceae
Exons: 2
Coding region: 1-813 (270 amino acids)
Source: RefSeq, a predicted model, not a curated record